Messenger RNA from Galleria mellonella (greater wax moth), 1533 nucleotides. It is a transcript of the gene Tango2, whose product is annotated as transport and Golgi organization protein 2. Bases 414 to 1226 code for a protein of 270 amino acids. NCBI's taxonomy places the organism in Eukaryota, Metazoa, Arthropoda, Insecta, Lepidoptera, Pyralidae. The record is from RefSeq and is a predicted model, not a curated record. The transcript is spliced from 8 exons. Gene Ontology annotation, cellular component: Golgi apparatus. Gene Ontology annotation, biological process: protein secretion; Golgi organization.
GAUAGUACAUGAAGCAAUUGAAAUAAAAAAAAAAUCAAUAAUAAAGAUGGAUAUAGGCUUUCAACAGCAUAGAACCCAGUGAUUAAUAUAGUUAAAACAGGCGAUAAUUUAUUUUAAAGUAGUGUAGAUACGGUGAGUACGGUAUGUAAGGUGGAUUUAGACAAUAAUACUAACAAUGUGAGGGUAACCGAAGAGACUGAGCGGAGUGUCAAACGAAGACGCAACUAGACGAAAACGCCGCUUACUUCUGUCGUGUAUGUGCUACAAUCCACAUCAAAACGUCGGUAAUAAAAAUUAGUUUACCAAUAUAAUACCUAUAGGUACUCGAGUACCUCCCCGCUAUCUGUUGGGACUAUCGCUCGACUCGCCACCAUUUGGGAUUAGACAACAUCCACUUAAUAAAAUUAAGGAAAAUGUGUAUUUUAUUCACGUACAACGGCGUAGUCGAUGAGGACAGCGACUAUAGUUUUAUAUUGGCUUCAAAUCGAGACGAGUUUUAUGACAGACCAGCGGACAAGAUGGCUGUUUGGAGCGACGACCCCAAUGUUGUUGCAGGGCGUGACCUGGAAGCUGGUGGGACUUGGUUGGCGGUUUCACCUUUACGGAAAAAAAUUGGAGUGCUCCUCAACCUUCCUGGAUCGACAAAGCUAAAUAGUCAAAGCCGAGGGAAGGUCGUAUCGGACUAUAUAAAAUGUGAAGCGCCAACCAAGGAAUAUAUUGAGUCAACGAAAUCUUAUUUUAAAGAAUGCAACGACUUCUUGUUCGUUACUGUUGAAGAUUUUGUAAAGUCACCUCUGAUUCAAGCCUACAACAACAGUACAUGUACACUAACGGAACACAGAAGUAAAUGUGAAGGAUUCGGUAAUUGUUUGCCGCGUACCCCCCUGAAAAAAGUCGAAGGCGGCAAAAAUGUAAUGCAAGAAAUAUGCAAUAAAUUCAACAAACUUACUAUGAAAGAUGAACUCGUGAACGAACUUAUAAAAUUUUUGAAAUCUGACCAAAGGCAUCUACCAGACCAACUUCUGGAGAAGCGUCGGCCAGACUCGUAUAAGGAAUUGAGUUCUAUAUUUGUAUCCAUACCAAGAGGAAGAUAUGGAACAAGAACACAUACAUUAGUGCUUGUAACAAAGAGUGGCAAAAUGGAUAUAGUAGAAAUCGAUUUAAAAUCAUCAGAUGAUCUACUCAACCCAGAAUGGGAAACCACCAAGUUCCAGUAUAGUUUAUAAGUGAAUGUGAUGCUAAAAUUAAUAAUUUUUAUAUUUGAUAUUACUACCACUUUUACAAUUACAUUUAGAUACACAAUUGAUAUUUUAAAGGUGCAUAUGAACACAGUAUGUAUGCUUACAACCUUCUAACUAGUAAAGCAAAAUUUAUAUUUCAGUAUUCUUAUAUUAUCAUUUUUUGAAUAAACAAAAUUUAAGAAUGAACUUGUAAAUAUGGUAGUAAUUUCAUAAUGAUUUAAUAAAUUAUAAAAGCAAAGUAGUUUAUGUAAAACCUAUAUUUACAAUAAAUAAAUUGUUUUUGUUUAGUUUA